CCUCACGAUAAGUUACUCUCGUCAUACGUAAAUUCCGAGUUAUCUAAAUACCUAUAUACUAGCAUGAGGGGAGUAAGUCAAUACCUCUAUAUAAGUACUAUAAAUUGGUAUACGCUAAUCGAGAGUUACUAGUUUGAGGGGAGGCAAUUUGACACUAAUUUAAAUAAAAUACAAUAAUAAUGGCGGUAUUGGCGGUACAUGCGUCACGUGACAGACUUGUUAUUGGUUUAUUUUGAACCAAACGAAACCAACCUUCUUGCAAUAAGUCUGAACAAGUUUUACAAUACUUACUUCAUUGCAAUAUGUCUAAGCAAAACUUUUAUAUGAUUUUCUCAUUCCUUUGAAUGAAUUGACACAUUGUUUACCUGAACUUUCAUAUAACGUAAUUGAAAGCACAUAUAUUUUUACUUUUUCUUGAUAAAUUAGUCAUUAUUUAAAUAAGAUAUGCAAUAAAACCAAUUAUAAUUACAAAUUAUAAAGAAUCACUUUUUAUAAUGCAUAUUCCAAGACCCUUCUAAUAAUCGUUUUGAUUUUCCAUUAUCUGUAAAAAUGGGUACAAAAACAUUAAAUGAUAUUCAUAAUGAUAUGAAGCAAUUAAUAACAGCAAUUACUUCAUUUGAGCAAAGUGAAGAAGGAUUUCAAGUUUGCGAACGGUUUUGUAUGACAAGUAUUAAACAUCAUCGAUUCCUAUCUGUUAAUAGCAAUAGUACAAAAGAAGCUAUCAAAGCUCUAGUUACAAAGCUCUUAAUUCAUGGAAAGUAUGAUGUAGCAAAAAAAUUUGAAGAACUUGUUAAUACAUUUUUAGCAAGUUUCGAUUUUGAACAGCAUCCGCAAUAUGAUUUACAGUGGUAUUUAUUAACUUUACUGUUAGAAUUAUCCAAGGAAACCAGUAAAUCCAAUUUAGAAUGUUUAAAGUUCACCCGAGGAGAAUGUACAUUUAGUGCAACAGGUGAAAAUGAAAAUGAAGCAACGGAGGAAAUUGAUUGGGCCCAGUAUUUAAAAGAAGGUCAAGAAAAUUUCUUUGAUGAUUAUAAAAGUGACACUGAAAGUGAAUGGUCUGAUAAUAAUGAAGAUGUUAUUGAUAUGAAUACACAAUUUCAAGUAACUAAAAAUUGUACAGAUUCAGAUAAAGCAAUAUGCAUACCUACUACUGCUAAGACAGAAUUAGACACAUUGUCUAUGGCUUUAAACAAAGAACUUAAAUCUAGAAAUUGGUUAUUAUCAAAUGUUCAGAACACGUGGUGGCAUGAAUUGGAAUGGUGGAAAUAUCCAGUCAAGAGUCAAUUUUGUGAUGCUUAUCUUUGUGAAAUUUGGCAUAAAACAAUUGGAACAGAUUAUGAUACCUUUGGAACUCUCAGCGAAUAUCUAGUAUGUAGAGAAUUAUUGUGGAUGUUUUAUGCUCCAGCGCAUAUGGUAGUAUUUCAACAAAGUGAAAAUGCACAUUUCUUUAUUCGCCCCAAUAUAUCUAUACCCAGCUUAACAACUGUUGCUUUCAACAGUAUUCUUUUGCCACUUUGUAAAUAUUUUUCCAUGAUACACAAGAUGGAACAAUUCAAUGCUGAGAUAUAUUCAAAAGACAAUGGUCUUUAUAAAAAACCACCUUUUACAUAUGAAGCAUAUAAUGCAGCACUAGGAUGUCAUUUGAUGAAGUUUAAAAAUGAAAUAAUUGAUAUAGAAAAAAGAUUUAUUAAACAAGAUGAAUCUCUCACAUUGUUAUCUUUAUCAAUUCUUUUGAGGGAACAUUUAUAUAAUAUAAAGAUUUUGUACGAAGUUCAUCAAAGAGUUAUAUCUGAUUGGAAAAUUCAUCCAAAUUGGAUAUGCGCAUCUAAGUUAUUAUCAUCUCUGUAUUUUGAAAUGCAGAUAUCACAUAAUCGGAAACGAGCAAAUAUUUGUGCCAGUUUAUAUUUAUGUAGUCUUAGCGUUUAUUUAAAUAUAAUUGAUACAUGGUUAAGUGAAGGACGGUUUGAAGAUUGGAGAGAGGAAUUCAUAAUUGUCAGGUUUCCAAAUAAUACACCAUUUGAAUGUAAUGAUCAGUAUAAAGCAUUUUCUUUAAGGCCUUUGGACAGUUUGUGUUUAACAGAUCCAAUAAUGCAGUUUUUAAUCAAGAAAAUGCAGCGCAUGGGGCAAAGCGUUGAAUUGUUAGUAUCUUUAGACCGCAUUACAGACAUAUGGAAAAUUAACACUGAAAAUGAAACAAAAAUGUCUUUGGUUAAUGAAUUUUAUUCUAAAUUAAAGUUGGAAAUUUCUAAAUUCAAUAUGCAUGAAUCACAAAAAGAAAACUCUUCGCAUCAAGAAAAUAUAGAAACAUCGGAUAAGGAGGAUGAAGAUGUAGAAAGAACAAUUAUCCAACAACUGACAGAAUUCAACAACCUAUUUUUUUUAAAAGCUUUAGAAGACUACAUUCCUUCUGAAUUAUUACAAAAUAGUGAAACUGAUGUUUAUUGCUCUAAAACUAAGAAUACUGAGACUGAUUCUAACAGCUUAUUUGAAAGGCUUGAAAAAACAUCGUAUUAUAUUUUGCCAUUUAGAAAAAUAUUAAAAAACAUAUUGGCUGAAAUCUUAGUUUCAAGAUAUAAUAGUGCUAGUAAAUUAGUAAAAAAUAUUAUGUCAGAGGAAUAUAAAUUAGAAUCCCAUUUAACAUUAAUGAGAUCGGUGUAUAUGAUGGAAGCAGGACACAUUAUGAGUAAAUUUUACCAAAAAUUGUUUCAGGAGAUCGAAUCUAAUCAAAUGUGGAACAAUUCAUAUUAUUUAUCGUGUAUUCUUGAAGAGAUUCUUUCUCAAAGGUGGCCAGAUUCAAGUUCACGUUGGUCUGUUACAGUCUGUAGUACUCAUACGAAUCAAGUGUUAGUGGCUGCAGAUAAUAUAACAUUACAUUAUACAGUAGGAUGGCCUAUAAAUAUUAUAUUAAAUGAAGAAACGUUCAUAAAAUAUAAUGAAAUAUUUCGAUUUCAAUUAAAAUUAAAGUGGGCUUUGUGGACAUUGAAUAAUUUAAGAUUUUGCGAUUUGGAAGGAUCAAAAUCAAUGAGUAUGGUGAAAGACAAGUUGGAACAAUUUCAUAUAAGACGCAUUGAAAGUUUGCGAUUUUGUUUAUUGCACGCGAUUACCUCUAUACAUACGUACUUAUCAGGUCAAGUACUACAAAAUUUGAGUCUUGUAUUGGAGAAGUCUUUGAUGCAAGCUGAGUGUCUCGAUGUAAUCAUAUCAGUACAUAAUGAAUAUUUGCAAAAAGUUUAUGAACACUGUUUAUUAACACCCGAAUAUGAUGAUUUGAUGGCAACUGUGAAUAAUUUGAUUGAAAUGUGUAGUCAUGUUCGGGCUCGGUGGAACUAUAAAAAAUUAAUGUUUGCCAGUAAAGAUUUGGAUCUCCUAGAAAACAGUUACACUAAAUACCACACAUAUCUUGCUUUAGCACUUCACAAUGCAGUACAAAACAAGGAUGCAAAUUAUUUGACUGGCUUAAGCUCAGCAUUUAACUGCAGUAUGUCGUAUGUUUAAUAUUAGUAUGUUUUAAUAUUACAUUCCUUGAAUACAAUAGUAGUGCCAUAUGUAUAGAUAAUAACAAUGCAGCAUGUUAGCUGUAUUAUUGCAAGAACUUUUUUUUAUACUUUUAUUAUUAACUAUGUUAAUGCCUAAAAAAUGUAAUUGGUUUAGCAUUAACAAAACAAAGAUAUUAUUCCUAUCCUUACUAAUGCUUUAGCACCAAUUAUAUCAAGUCCCAUUUACAAAAUUGUAUCUUCAUGUCUUUCAUAAUUUCUGUAUACUAAAACUUAUAUAAUAUUUUGUAAAAUAUUAGUAAAUUAUUUUUUUUAACUAUACUCUCAAAUAUUAUGGU
Nomia melanderi (Alkali bee) is the source of this 3832-nucleotide messenger RNA. It is a transcript of the gene Grip128, whose product is annotated as gamma-tubulin complex component 5. The record is from RefSeq and is a predicted model, not a curated record. NCBI's taxonomy places the organism in Eukaryota, Metazoa, Arthropoda, Insecta, Hymenoptera, Halictidae. Gene Ontology annotation, biological process: mitotic cell cycle; microtubule nucleation; spindle assembly. Gene Ontology annotation, cellular component: spindle pole; gamma-tubulin complex; microtubule organizing center. Gene Ontology annotation, molecular function: microtubule minus-end binding; gamma-tubulin binding.